GAGGAAGGCCCGCCAGGCGAAGGCUCGGCGAAUCGCCCCCCCGCCCGGGGUUUCCAUUCGACCUAUCGUGAGGUGUCCGACCAUCAGAUACCACAAAAAAGUUCGUGCUGGUAGAGGCUUCAGCCUGGAGGAGCUUAAACUCGCUGGCAUUAACAAAAAGUUUGCCCGGACUAUUGGAAUCUCUGUAGAUCCCCGGCGCCGCAACAAAUCUACUGAGUCCCUGCAGGCCAACGUGCAGAGGCUGAAGGAGUACCGCUCCAAGCUCAUCCUCUUCCCCAGGAAGCCGGCGAUGCCCAAGAAGGGAGACAGCUCUGCUGAGGAGCUCAAGAUGGCGACUCAGCUGACUGGACCAGUUAUGCCGAUCAAGAACGUUUUCAAGCGGGAGAAGGCCCGUGUGAUCACGGAAGAUGAGAAGAAC
Messenger RNA from Apaloderma vittatum (bar-tailed trogon), 418 nucleotides. RefSeq names its product ribosomal protein L13 (gene RPL13). The record is from RefSeq and is a predicted model, not a curated record. The transcript is spliced from 4 exons. Gene Ontology annotation, cellular component: ribosome; cytosolic large ribosomal subunit. NCBI's taxonomy places the organism in Eukaryota, Metazoa, Chordata, Aves, Trogoniformes, Trogonidae. Gene Ontology annotation, biological process: translation. Gene Ontology annotation, molecular function: structural constituent of ribosome; RNA binding. The annotation marks the transcript as partial.